Messenger RNA from Striga asiatica, 585 nucleotides. Lineage: Eukaryota; Viridiplantae; Streptophyta; Magnoliopsida; Lamiales; Orobanchaceae. The record is from the annotation of a GenBank genome assembly.
AUGGCGCUAGAAGCUCUGAAUUCACCUACUACCCCAACGACGUCGUUCCAGUACGACUGGACUAAGGGCAAGAGGACCAAGCGCUCCCGCAACCCCGACCCCUCCGAUGAGGAGUACCUCGCUCUCUGCCUUGUCAUGCUAGCCCGUGGCGGCGGCGCCGCCCCCCUUCCACCGCCGGCCAAGCUUCUCUACAAGUGCUCCGUCUGCGACAAGGUCUUCUCGUCCUACCAGGCGCUGGGGGGCCACAAGGCCAGCCACCGGAAACUCGCCGCCGGGGGUGACCAGCCCGCCGCCUCCGCCACCUCGUCGGCCAGCGGCGGCCGGACCCACGAGUGCUCGAUCUGCCACAUGUGCUUCCCCACGGGGCAGGCCCUCGGUGGCCACAAGCGCCGUCACUACGAGGGUGGGAAGGCCGCCUCGUCGGAGUGCGCGGGGUCCACCGUUGUCAGCCAACGUGGUUUCGACCUGAACUUGCCGCCGCCGCCGGAGUUCUGGUCGGGGUUUGGCGUGGAGGACGAAGUAGAGAGCCCGCACCCGGCUAAGAAGUCGCGCCACGCGCCGCCGCCCAAAUUGGAAAUUUUCUGA